AAAGAAAGAAAGAAAAGGAAAUAAAAGAAAGGAAAUAAAGAAAAUAAAGAAAGGCAGACAGAACGACAGACAGAAAGACAACGGGGGGGGUGGGGGGGAGCAUGGCCCGCCUGUGAGCCCAGCAAGCAGCAGGGAAGGCACGCGCCGGCCACAGACACAAAAUGGAGAAAGAGGAACCGAGAGGGACAGGAAGGAGGGAGGCACGGGAAGGGAGGGUAGGAUAAAAACGGUCCAGGGUCGGCGAGUUAAAGGAUGCGAGAAGGAGAACCAAGGAAUCGCAAGCUCCUUGAAAGGAAGAUGAGGAGGCCAAGGCGGCGCUGGGACCCGGCUACUCCGGGGGUCCAGGCUCCAUUUCCAGCAGCGCCAUAUUCUCGCAGCCCUUCAUCGUGGUUGGUUUUUCCCUUGGGCGGCUGGGAACCUGUGCCAGCGGGUUUCUGCGGCUCGGGCCGAGGACUUGGUGGCAGUUGGGGACCCUCGUGCCAUCUAUACCUUCCUUGCAGGGCUGCAGUGUGCAGGGCCCAGCUGGGGGCCACCGUGCCUGUCUCUGCCUGGCCAGCACUGUCCUUUCCUCCAAACCCCAUCCUCGCUGGAGCUAAGAAAGGCCCAGGGCGCCUGGCGUCCUCCCUCUUUCGGGGAGCCAGCGGGCCGCGACACUCAAAGCCGGAGAACCCUGAGGCCAGAGCCCCGCGCCGGCCGCGAUCCACGUUGUGGACCAGGCCGGGGCCUCGGGCUUCGUCCCGGGCGGGUGGGAAGGACUCAUGCUGGAGGGGAGAAGGUGACCGCUCCCUCAGGACCACAGCAAGAGCCACUCACGAUCACCGCAUCGCCCGGGGCAGUUCGGUGGGCUCCGUCCUGACUUUGCGCCUGAAAGAAAACUUCUUCAGGCUGUUUGUCCUCCUUUCCUGACCAUCUCUACCAACACAGAACAGUGUCGGUCACACUUCCCGAGGCCAAUGGUGCCUGUCACCCACCCGCGGUCAUUUCAGACCCGAGCACAAACACACCCCAAACUUGGCACCUCCAAGUCCAGGAUGCGCACAGUGGCUCCCUCAAACCGGCAGCUGGCUUCGGGUACUGUAGCGGGUAUCUCCUCACUCUUAACCCGAUUUUGACUUUUGAAACUUUUCUGUUACAUUGAA
Molecule: messenger RNA, 1139 nt
Organism: Rattus norvegicus (Norway rat)
Lineage: Eukaryota; Metazoa; Chordata; Mammalia; Rodentia; Muridae
Source: RefSeq, a predicted model, not a curated record